Molecule: messenger RNA, 2219 nt
Organism: Megalobrama amblycephala (Wuchang bream)
Lineage: Eukaryota; Metazoa; Chordata; Actinopteri; Cypriniformes; Xenocyprididae
Exons: 3
Coding region: 995-1678 (227 amino acids)
Source: RefSeq, a predicted model, not a curated record
CAUGCGGUGUAACGGUCUCUUUGUAAUCUUUAAUCAUCUGUUCAUUAAUAUUAGUUAUCUAUGAUAUUUUUGGCUACUUUAACAUGUUUACAUGUUUUCUAGUUGUAUUCUGUAAAUUAAUGUAGAAAACAUUAAUUACAUUAAACAUUAAUCAUUUUGGGUUCAGUACCACAUUUGUGCAAUUAUUUCGGAUGAAAUCCUGAUUAAGUUAUUAACUUAUGCCAACAAUAAAUUAUUUUUAAUGUUUUAUGUAUUUUUGUAACACUAUUGAGAUAUUUGAAAGUUAUGAUGGUUUAUUGUAGUGUUUUUUCACGUUGUGAAGGAUACUUAAAAAAAUCCCUUAUUUCAUUCUGAUGACAAAAUCAAUUUUAUUGUUAAGAAUAACGUUACGCUAAAACCAUGCAGGCCAUGGGAACUAUUUUUUAGAUCUUUUACAGUUUUGUUUGAAAAGUAUGAAGUACAUUAUCUUCAAAAUGUAAAAUUCAACGAGAAGCGUAUUUUCAGUUUGUUGUCUCCAUCUAGUGGCGACACAUAACCGAUACAGUUGUUUUUUGAAAAGGUUAUUUAAAUUAUUUUGAUUACUGUCGACAUGGAUUAUAUUUGAACUGUAAAUUUGAUCAGUAUGUAUGAUUAUUUGAAGUAUUGUUACAGAAAUAAUGAUAUGAAGUUGAACAGAUUGUUUAUGGAAGUGUUCCACAAGUAACUGUUAGUACAGUUUGCUGGUAUGCAGCUAGUUCGGAGCGGCUGUGACAUUCUGAAAAGUUUAGAUGUUUUUAUUUCUCCGUGGCACAGCAUGUCGUACAUGAGAAAUCACUUAAGUUGCAUGUUCAAAAGACACGUGAUGUGAACGGCUAUUUGUGGUAUUUUUUUUUGGUGGUGUUAAAUUUAUAUUUUAAUUGACUUUGAAACCUAUAUAUGUUUGUUACAUGUAAUUGGUUUUCUAUUAUAAUACUUUUUCAUUUUUAUGUUGCAGAAGACUGAAACCUGAUUUAAGAUGCCUCGUACAAAGCAAUCUCGACGCUCUCAAGCUGCUAAGAAGAGGAUGGCAGACCGAAUGGCUGAAGAUGGUCUGCCACCUUUCAAGAAAUUGGCAGAAUUAUCAGAACGUUGUGUGCAUCACAACGGGCCUAAAAAACCUGUUCUUGACAAUUUUCUGAAAAAGCCUGAUCUUGACAAUUUUCUGAAAAAACCUGAUCUUGACAAUUUUCUGAAAAAAUCUGAUCUUGACAAUUUUCUGAAAAAACCUGAUCUUGACAAUUUUCUUGAAAAUGAUCCUGAGAAAUCUUCCACACCCUGCCCUGAUCCAACAGGCUCUUGCCAGUUUUGGACCGUCAGUGAUCUGAAUGAUGUCCUCAUUCACGGAGAUGAGCUGUACAGUGCCAUGAGAGAUGCAGGAAAAAUCAACGACUGCAGAGAUGGCUACGUUCAAGUUGCUGAGCUGCCUGACACACACACGCUGAAUAAUUGCACUUUUUCAAUAAAGUAUGGCCAAUUGCUCACAGGGUUGUUUGGCAUUUCUCAUUAUGAUGAAGGUCUGCAAGGCUUUGCCAUGUCAUUUGAUGAAGCAGUAAAACAAGCAUUCCAGAGGUUUGAUGCAUGUUUGGUAAAUAUGAACCACACCAUAUGUGCAGCUGUUAGACAAGGUUCAUGGUAUGCAGUGAUUGAUCCACAUUCCUGACACUCUGAUGGAACAUAUGCACAGUAUGGUAAGAGUGUAGUGACUUUCUAUGGCAGCAUAGAAUCUUUGCUCAUUCACUUCAAGAGACUUGGUGCAUCAUUGAAUGCAAAAAAUCGUCCUUUUGAGGUAACAGGUGUUGAGGUGAACAAGUGUGAACAAAAGUCUAAAUGUUCUUCUCCCUUUGUCUCUACUACUGAACAUAAUGAGAUGAAAAUGAAUGCUGGUACUGAUGUAUGUCCACAGAGAUCUUACAUAAGAGGCUCUUUCCAUCAAGGACAUCCCCGCUUCAAUCCCAAUGGUGGUAAGCAAUGUGCUGCGAACAGUUUAAUUGCCAUUGUCAUGUCUAAGAUGAAAAAUGUGUUGCAGUGGACCGUCAGUGACCUGAAUGAUGUCCUCAUUCACGGAGAUGAGCUGUACAGUGCCAUGAGAGAUGCAGGGAAAAUCAACGAUUGCAAAGAUGGCUUCGUUCAAGUUGCUGAGCUGCCUGACACACACAUGCUGAAUAAUUGCACUUUUUCAAUAAAGUAUGGACAAUUGCUCA